AUGACGGCCAGGAAACGAGGCCAGAGCACCGUUGAGCCUGGCUCCGGCGGCCAGGGCGAGGCCAGCACAAGUAAACGACCACGUAUAUCCAAUGUGCUCGAAGACAUAGGCGAUGGUGCCCCGGGCUCUGCCGAUUCGUCAUCAGAGGCAACGUCCAGCAGCAGUGAUGGAGGAGAAGAAGAAGAGGAGGACGAGGAGGAGGCAGAGAUCGGCCUUCGCUCGACCCAGGCCAUCCACGAGAAGAACUCCAGGAGACAGGAGAACGUCGCAGCCGAACACGGGAUCAUAGAGCGUGUUGACUGCUACAAUUUCAUGUGCCAUGAGCACUUCUCAGUCGAACUUGGGCCGCUCAUCAACUUCAUCGUGGGCAAAAACGGCAGCGGGAAGAGUGCCAUCCUGACCGCGCUCACACUCUGUCUUGGGGGGAAAGCCUCUGCUACGAACCGCGGCCAGAGCCUGAAGAGUUUCGUCAAGGAAGGCAAGGAGUCUGCAACCAUCAUCGUUCGUAUAAAGAAUCAAGGAGAUGGCGCCUAUCUCCCAGACAUUUACGGCGACUCAGUCAUCGUCGAACGUCACUUCUCUCGCUCUGGUUCGAGCGGCUUUCGGCUGAAGAGCAAAUCUGGGGCUAUCGUCUCUACGAGGAGAGCCGACCUUGACUCCAUCACAGACUACUUUGCGCUGCAGAUGGACAACCCGAUGAAUGUCCUCUCGCAGGACAUGGCCCGGCAGUUCCUGAGCACUUCGAGCCCGGCUGAAAAGUACAAGUUCUUCAUGAAAGGUGUACAGCUGGAACAGCUCGACGUCGACUACCACAUGAUGGAGCAAUCUAUCGAUCAGCUUGAAGAAAAGCUCAAAGAUCAUAUGGAUCAGUUGAAGGUGCUAGAGACCAACAAGAACAAUGCAAGGGCGCGGCUUGCGCAGUCCGACAGACAUGAAAGUCUACGAGAACGGAUUCGACAUCUGCGAGGGCAGACAGCUUGGAUACAAGUCGAGGAACAAGAACGACUUCGUGAUUCUCUUAUCACCGAGGUUGCAGAAACUAAAGCUCGCAUUGAACAGCUGCAAUCUGAAGCCGAAGGUCGUGAUGAGGCAUUUCAGGAAGCCGAUCGAGAAUUCAAUGAAGCAUCGGUGGCUCUCCAGGAGGCUAAAGAUGCUCAGGCAGCUGUGGAGGAGAGUAAGGCAGAAAUCAAACAGCGGUAUGACGAGGCAGUCAAAGAGCGGACGGGACUCCAGGCUCAACAAGCUAUGAUCAGAGAGCAUUUAAUGGACAACAAGAGGAUAAUUGCGGAUACCCAGAGGAAGAUUGCGGAAGAGCACGCGAGACUGGAGACCUUGAAUGGCGGCGCCACCGCAGCAAGACUCAAUGAGCUUGAAGAAAGAAGGUCUGCGGCGUCUGCUGCCAAAGAUAAAUAUAAUAAUCACCGGCAGAAUGCCGACCAACUACAAAAAGCCAUCUCCGAAGCAGAGGAGGCUGUUAACGAGAAAUCAAAGCCGAUACGGGAGAAGAAAGCUGAGAUCAAUGAUGCGGAAAAUCAGUUGCGAACUUUGAUGACAAGAGAUAGGGGUCAACAAGAUGGGUUUCCUGAGAAGAUGCCCUUGCUUCUGCAAGCAAUUGCUGCCGAACGUGGAUUUUCUCAACCGCCAGUCGGGCCACUGGGACAACAUGUACGGCUCUUGAAACCAAAAUGGUCCUCCAUUUUGGAAAAUGCGUUUGGUGCAACAUUGUCAAGCUUUGUCGUUACAUCAAAACGUGAUAUGAAUGUGCUGUCUGGCAUAAUGCGGCGGGUCGAUUGUGUCUGUCCAAUAUUUAUUGGGAACUCACAAGGAAGGAUAGACACUUCAGGCCACGAGCCUGAUCCUCAAUUUGAUACCGCGUUAAGGGUGCUAGAGGUUAGACUUUACUUUACUCCUGUGCAAGCUAUUGAUAAUGAUAUGGUUCGCCGCCAGCUAGUGAUAAACCAUGGUAUCGAGCAGAUGCUACUGAUCGAAGAUGUUGAAGAGGCAUCAAAGAUCAUGUUUGACGGUGCAAGGCCCAGGAAUGUUAAGCGGUGCUAUUGCAUAGAUUCUAGGGAUAAGAGACGCGGUAUACACCUCGCAUUUGGGCGAAUGGGGGAUCCAAGCCAAUCCCCUAUUCCUGCGUUUACCGGAAGACCACGAAUGAAAACGGAUACUGAAAUUCAAAUAAGGUUACAGCAGGAGGUUGUCGACAGCCUCAAACGAAACCUUGGUCAGCUUGGACAGGAGCAUCGUGCUGCCAUCCAGCAUCUCCAGCGGCAAAAACAGUUGUUCUCUAUCCAUCAAAACCAAGAACAUGAGUUGUUUGUUGAAAGUCAGAGGGCGGAGGAUAAAGCUGAUGAUCUCAAAGACGCAAUUGAUAGAGACAGUAUCGAGGAUGGGCGACUGGAAGCUCUAAAUUUGGCCAUGAAGGAGACAGAAGAGGAGAUGAAAUUGCAUGAACGCUCCUUUGAAGAUUGUGUCAACGCAAAGGACGCGGCAACCGCCAAGGUGAAAGAAAUAAAAAAAGAGCUAGCUGCAAAAGAUGCCGAAAUCUCCGGUAUCUCUAACAAUACCCGUCAGGCAGAAGCAGACCUAGCGCGUAAGGUAAAUAAGAGGCAUGCGGCACUUGUUAACAAAAACGAGGCCAUUGCAAAGACGAACAAUAUUAAAGCGCAGGUUGUUCAAAUUGAGCGGAGACAGGAAGAAACAGAAGCUCGAAUCGCAGAUUUUAUCCAAAAGGCAAGUAUGGUCGCGCCUAGAGUCUCAAUCGAUGCAGGGGAAACUGAAGCCAGUCUUGCCGAGAAACUGGACAGGCUAGACAGAGAUCUUAGAAGAUAUGAUUCGCAGAUGGGUGCGUCGAGAGAGGAAAUUGCAGCUGCAGCGGCAGAAGCGGAUGCAAAGUACGAGCGGUCUCGGAACGAAACCGCAGGUUUCAAGACACUCGCACAGAUGCUCAAACACUCGCUGGUACAUCGUCAAGAAAGAUGGCAAAAGUUCCGAGCGCAUAUCACCUCCCGAGCGAAGAUACAGUUCAUCUAUCUUCUUAGUGAGCGAGGGUUCCGAGGAAGGCUUCUGGCAAACCAUAGGAAGAAACUGCUAGAUAUUCAGGUCGAACCGGACAGCACCAAGGAUGGCAUCAGCCGAGGAGCGAGGACCCUUUCAGGAGGGGAGAAGUCCUUCUCACAGAUAUGUCUCUUGCUGGCCCUAUGGGAAGCCAUGGGUUCACCCAUCCGCUGUCUGGACGAAUUUGACGUUUACAUGGACUCUGUUAACCGAAAGAUGGCCAUUGACAUCUUGAUGUACGCUGCUAGAUGCUCUGUUGGACGUCAGUAUAUUCUCAUCACUCCUGGCUCCAGAUCAGAAAUCACUGCCGCCCCCGAUGUGCGUGUGAAGGAGCUUGCCGAACCAGAACGGGGCCAGCGUACUCUCUCUUUUGCCCAGUGA
Messenger RNA from Microsporum canis CBS 113480, 3441 nucleotides. RefSeq lists its product as hypothetical. The transcript is spliced from 14 exons. The record is from RefSeq and is a predicted model, not a curated record. Gene Ontology annotation, cellular component: nucleus; Smc5-Smc6 complex; site of double-strand break. Gene Ontology annotation, molecular function: damaged DNA binding; single-stranded DNA binding. NCBI's taxonomy places the organism in Eukaryota, Fungi, Ascomycota, Eurotiomycetes, Onygenales, Arthrodermataceae. Gene Ontology annotation, biological process: double-strand break repair via homologous recombination. The coding region runs from base 1 to 3441 and encodes 1146 amino acids.